Canariomyces notabilis is the source of this 5238-nucleotide messenger RNA. RefSeq lists its product as uncharacterized. The transcript is spliced from 2 exons. Gene Ontology annotation, cellular component: phosphatidylinositol 3-kinase complex, class III, type II; phosphatidylinositol 3-kinase complex, class III, type I; nucleus-vacuole junction. NCBI's taxonomy places the organism in Eukaryota, Fungi, Ascomycota, Sordariomycetes, Sordariales, Chaetomiaceae. Bases 420 to 5099 code for a protein of 1559 amino acids. The record is from RefSeq and is a predicted model, not a curated record. Gene Ontology annotation, molecular function: protein binding; ATP binding; protein serine/threonine kinase activity. Gene Ontology annotation, biological process: late endosome to vacuole transport; protein targeting to vacuole; autophagy of peroxisome.
AGCCUACGUACAGUGCACUACAGCGUUGGUGGGUCGCUGAUGCACCUGAAUUUAAAAGGUCGAGACCAAGGACGGGAGGGAGAGGUCAGCUAGGGCUUAUCUUAUCGGCAGAUUGUCCGUCCGCUGCCUGGCCAGCAUUGACGACACCCUCACUCGCUUCCUUCCUCAUCGACCAUCUUGGAGACUUACAUUACUGCCAAGUAUUUACCGCAAAGUUCCGUCCCCAGAUUACUUAACCCGCCUCUCCUCUCGACCCGCGCUUGGCACACUCGGACUGACCAACGCCGAUGCUCCUGCACCCAAGUGACGCUCUCUCCGAUACCGAGGUCACGGCAAGAUGCGCGGCGCCCUCUGCGGGUUCUGCCUUAGGUAGUACGCUGGCCGAAAGCUGAACUAUCCAGCACUUCAGCUCGCCUGCAAUGGGCCAGGGAUUCUCCCUUGCGGCCCCUCCUGCGGGGGCCGCCGGCAUCGAUGUUCCCGAGCUCGCCGAUCUGGUCUACGAGAAGUCAAUGGGCACCGCGCGCUUCAUGAAGAGCAUCCGAGCGCGACAUCACGAUGGCGUCGUGCUGGCCAAAGUCUUCGUCAAGCCAUACCCUAUGUCUCUGGAGCAAUACAAGCAAGAGAUUAUCCGCGAGCGACGAGCACUAGCCGAUGUGCCAAACGCCCUGCCGUACCAGCGCGCCAUAGAGACCGAGACAAAUGGCUAUCUCGUCCGCCAAUACUUUCACAACUCGCUCUACGACCGGCUCAGCACCAGGCCGUUCCUGGAAGACGUGGAGAAGAAGUGGCUGGCGUUCCAACUCCUCUGCGCCCUGCGCGACUGCCAUGCCAAGGAAGUGUACCACGGCGAUAUCAAGACCGAGAACACGCUCGUGACGUCGUGGAACUGGCUCUACCUCUCCGACUUCUCGUCGUCGUUCAAACGCGUCAUGUUGCCCGAGGAUAACCCCGCUGAUUUCUCCUACUUCUUCGACACGUCAGGUCGGAGAACGUGCUAUCUUGCCCCCGAGCGGUUCUUGCCCCCGGAUCAAGAAGCGGAUCCGAAUGCCAAAGUGACGUGGGCCAUGGACGUCUUUAGCGCCGGUUGUGUCAUUGCUGAGCUGUUUCUUGAGACCCCGAUAUUCAACCUGAGCCAGCUUUACAGGUACCGCAAGGGCGAGUACGAUCCGGCCAUCUCUCAUUUGAGCCGCAUUCCGGACAAGGAUUUGCGAGAAAUGAUUGCUCAUAUGAUUCAGUUGGAUCCGCAAAAGCGAUACUCGGCCGAGCAGUAUCUGGACUUUUGGAAGGGAAAGGUGUUUCCGGGAUACUUCUACAGCUUCCUGCAUCAGUACAUGGAGCUCAUAACCGAACCCUUAUCUGGUCCAUAUCCUUCACCAGGCACCCCCAGGAAUGUCUCCGAGCCCGAUCAGCGGAUUGAACGGGUCUGGCUAGACUUUGACAAAAUCUCAUAUUUUCUCGGCUACCAGAAUGAUAAGGACGACGCCGGGAAGCAGCAAUUAUCACCAAGACUUGGACUAGGACACUUCCCUGUGCGCUUGAACAUACAGAACAACGAGCAUUACGUAUCCGGGGACAGACAGCCUUCUGCAGAUGACGGGACCCUCAUUUUCCUCACUCUUGUUGUCUCAUCCCUCCGCAAUACUGCACACGCGACCGCAAAGAUCAAAGCCUGCGACAUACUUCUUGCCUUUGCCGAGCGGCUGACGGACGAAGCCAAGCUUGACCGGGUGCUCCCCUACCUAAUGUCGUUACUCAACGACUCUUGCCCCAUGGUUGUUGUUUCCGCCGUCCGAGCCAUUACCCAGCUCGUCGAUCUUGUCAAGGUUAUCAGCCCCGUAAACUCGCAGAUUUUCCUCGACUACAUCAUGCCCAGGAUGGAGCUAGCAUUGGUGGGCGGGCGCGAGCUUCCCAGUCCAAUCGUCCGGGCGACGUAUGCGGCUAGCGUUGGAGUGCUUGCAACAACGGCGGAUCGCUUCCUAGCAAUGGCCGCGGCUCUCCGAGCUGACGGCUCGACUGCCCUUGCCGAUCCCGAAGUCGAACCGGGCGAGGAAGCCGAUGCCGCCUUCGACGACGUCUUUGAUAAUGCUCGUCGGGAGCUGACCGACCUGUUUGAAUCCCACACCAAGAUGCUCAUUGAGGACUCGGACCCGUUCGUCCGACGGGCGUUCCUUAGCUCAGUCCCUGAUUUGUGUAUAUUCUUUGGAGUUGCCCAGGCAAACGAUAUCAUCCUCACUCAUCUUAACACCUAUCUUAACGACCGUGACUGGAUGUUGAAAUGCGCCUUUUUUGAUACCAUCGUUGGCAUCUCGGCGUUUCUGGGCAGCAAUACCCUUGAGAAGUUCAUCCUGCCUCUCAUGGUUCAAGCAGUCACUGAUCCUGAGGAGCAUGUGGUGCAGGGCGCGCUGCACUCCCUGGCCGAGUUGGCAAACCUAGGUCUUCUGAUGAGUCAGACGUACCUCGAGCUUGUCGGCAUCGUUGGCCGCUUUACCAUGCACCCUAACAUCUGGGUUCGCGAGUCAGCAGUCGAGUUUCUCUCCGCGGGUAAGCAUUUUUUGAGUCCAGCUUACCUCCGAGUGAUGGUGCAACCGCAGCUGGCGCCCUAUCUCAAGCCACAUAGGUUACCGGACUUCUCCGAGCUUGGACUGCUUGACGAACUUAAGAAGCCUUUAUCCCGGUCAGUGUUCGACCAAGCCCUCUUAUGGGCCUCGAAGACCGACCGCGGAGAUUUCUGGAAACCAUUCAAGAGGCUUCGUGACGCUGUAUCGGCACCAGUCUCUUCCUCUCGGGUCCCUGGAGAUCAAGGAUUGACCAGGGGCUCCAGAAACGAGGAGGAUGAACAAUGGUUGAAUAAGUUGAGGAAUUUGGGACUUGCGUCAGAAGACGAACCAAAGCUACUUGCUCUCCGGGAGUUUAUUUGGCGCCUCAGCCAAAUCAAGGCAAGAGACUCUGCCGUGCAAGAGACGGUGAAUGCAACCGCCCUCAACAAUAUCAUUCCUCUUCGCAGCCUUGGUGUUACCCCUCAGACGGUUUUAUUCGAUGAGGAGCCAUACCGACAACCCAUAGCUGCCAUGGAUCAAGAAAGCAAUGCCCCCAGAACCAUUAGGGACGCUCUGCUCGAUGCAUCCAUGUCAAUCGAUGACCCCCUGGGCAAGAGGCGUCGUGCGGCCUUCAACACUCACCGGUCUCGGCCUAGCAAUAGAGAUAACAUGUCUCCUAUAUCUGUAGACAGCCGACGCCCGCUGGAGGAUGAAACUAAUCUCCAGCUGGUGAAAGGGAAGCAAGGAGAAAGCUCAAGGGAUACAUCUAGGCGGGCUUCCGUUGCGCAAGGGAAAACUGGCGCACUGUCGCCAAUGGACGACGACAGCUCGAUCCAAGACGCUCCUUAUUUGACACGAAAGAACCUGCGACAUCAGCCAAGCGCAAUGAGCCUUCUAAACCGCAAAGAUAGCGCAAAGUCUGGGCCUGAGACGAGCACAACCGAAACCAAUGCGUUUGGUGAGUUAGAGGGGCCGUUCAGCCAAGCACCGGCGCGCAAUGCUUCCUACCCCGAGGCGGGAUCUCCCCUGGCAUACGCCAACACACGAUUGCGGGCUAACCACACAUACACGGGCAACGAUCCUAACAUACUCAAGAUGCUGGACAACAUGUACAUUGAUAACUAUCCCCAUGACAUCCUUGAGUACGGGCCCUUGGUCACUCCCAUCACUCGCCGAAAGUCCAACAAGGCGUCUAUAUCCCAGCCGGGAGACGACGGCUGGAAGCCUUCGGGCAAGCUUGUGGCCACCUUCUCGGAACACCAUGGGGCGAUCAACCGAAUUGCUGUUUCUCCGGAUCACCAAUUCUUCCUUACGGGCGGUGACGAUGGUUGCGUCAAAGUUUGGGACACCGCAAGACUUGAGCGUAACAUCACCCACCGGUCCAGAUUAACGCACAGACACGCGCCAGGAGCCAGAGUUCUCGCGCUGUGCUUUAUCGAGAACACACACAGUUUCAUCAGCUGCGCAAGUGAUGGCAGUGUCCAUGUUGUCAAGGUCGAUACGGUCCUGAGCGGCAUUAACUUCCGGUACCCCAAGCUCCGCCUGCUGCGUGAGUACCAGCUCGUUGACGGCGAGUUCGCCGUGUGGUGCGAGCACUUCAAACAAGAGGCCAACUCGGUCUUGAUCCUCGCGACGAACAAGUCCGUCAUCCUGGGCAUCGACCUGCGGACCAUGACCCUCCUCUACAAGCUGGAAAACCCUGUGCACCACGGGACGCCGACCUGCUUCUGUGUCGAUCGCAAACGGAACUGGCUCUGCCUCGGCACGUCCCAUGGCGUCCUCGACUUGUGGGAUCUCCGCUUCAAAAUGCGCCUCAAGGGUUGGGGCGUCCCUGGCAAGGGAUCCAUCUACCGGCUCUGUAUCCACCCGACCAAGGGCAGGGGGAAGUGGGUCUGCGUGGCCGGCGGCACGGGACAGGGAGAAGUCACGGUGUGGGACCUCGAGCGCACGCUGUGCCGCGAGAUUUACCGCGUCGGCGGCAAUAAAGAAGGGCCCAAGGGGUACGAGGCGUGGGAGGUCGACGAGGACAAGCCCGAGGGCAUGCUCGGCCGGUUCGCGACAAACAUCGAGCCGUCGGUCAUGGGCAACGCCGAUCGCGGAGUGCGCGCCAUGUUGGUGGGCACGGGCGUCACCGAGGAGCAGCGCGAUGUGCGGCACGCCUACAUCAUCACGGCCGGAUCGGACAAGAAGCUCCGCUUCUGGGACCUCUCGCGCAUCGAAAACAGCCUCAUCUUUAGUGGUCUGCAGCCCGACGAGGGCAGGCCAACCUACACGGCUAGUCAUCCCACCACGUCCAUGACGCUGAAUACCGAGCGGCUGCCCAGGUCGGUGCCAUCUUCGACUUCUGCGGCACCGGCGGUGGGUACCGGGAAUGGAUCGGGCUCGCCGUCGUCCAGGGGGAGCAGGUCGAGCCGCCCGCCGAGGUCGACGGUUAUUUCGUUGCAGCAGCAGCAGCUCCUCAAGAGUCACCUGGAUGCGGUCAUGGAUGUGGCUGUUCUUGAGUCACCUUAUACAAUGACUGUGUCGGUGGAUCGGAGUGGAGUGGUGUUUGUUUUCCAGUGAUGUGGGGAUGGUCUGGUUGUCGGAUUCGAGCCUGGUGUUGGGUUGGGGUUGGGGUCUGGAUGGAAAGGCGCUCAGGUCUUGAUUUACCCACUGAGAUAGAUGUCUGGUAGCUUUUGAAAAUUGAUAUGGAGUAUUUGCG